GGCGCGCGCACAAGUCAUGGAGGCGAGUCCGAGGCCGGCUUCCCCCUAUGCCAUCCGCGAGGGGGACUGGGCUGUUCUCAAGCGGGGUGAGGUCUUCAAGGCGGUCGCGGUAGUGAAGCGAAGAAAAAUUAUUUUUGAAAAACAGUGGUUCUGCCUGGACAAUGCCAUUGGGCAUAUCUAUGGAACAACAUUUGAAGUGAGCAGUGGUGGGAGCCUUCAGCCAAAGAAGAAAGUGGAAGAAGCAGCUACAGAAACAAAAGAAGCAGGCACAGAUAAUCGUAAUAUUGUUGAUGAUGGAAAGUCUCAAAAACUGACUCAUGAUGAUAUAAAGGCUUUGAAAGACAAAGGCACGAAAGGACAGGAAAUAGUUCAACAGUUGAUAGAAAACAGCACCACGUUUAGAGACAAGACAGAAUUCGCCCAGGAUAAAUAUAUCAAGAAAAAGAAAAAAAAAUACGAGGCAGUUAUUACAAUUGUCAAGCCAUCUGCACGUAUUCUGUCAACAAUGUAUUAUGCAAGAGAACCAGGAAAAAUCAACUAUUUGCGAUAUGAUACUCUAGCCCAAAUGUUGACCUGGGGAAAUGUCCAUGCCGGCAACAAGAUGAUCGUAAUGGAAACCUGUGCAGGAUUGGUGCUGGGCGCCAUAAUGGAGCGAAUGGGAGGUUAUGGAUCCAUUAUUCAAAUGUAUCCAGGAGGUGGACCUGUUAGAGCAGCCACAAGCUGUUUUGGGUUUCCAGAAUCAUUUUUCCAUACACUUUACGAGUUCCCUCUCAGCAAAGUGGGCAGUGUUCUCUCAGGAACGCUUUCUUUGAAGACGCUGCCUUCAGAGUCUGAAGAGAGUAAUCCAGUGGCAGAUGACAGCAACGGGGCAGUGGAUGACAAGCAACUUUCCAUACAAGAAGCAGAUAUGGGAUGUGGCACUGAGGUAGCUAUGGAGAGCAACCAACCCGAAGAACAAGAAAUAGCGGACAUUCCAGCCGAGGGUGAAGCAUUUGACAAUAAAGCAAAGGGAAUGCCAUGUGACAAACUAAAGAAGCAAGAGGAGAGGAGGAAAAAGUUAAUGGAGACGGCUGCCUUGUUGAAAGACAAAGAUGCUGAUGGUUUAAUUGUAGCCAGUCGAUUUCAUCCAUCGCCUUUAUUACUCUCAUUACUAGAAUUUGUUGCUCCCUCGAGGCCUUUUGUUGUCUACUGCCAAUAUAAAGAGCCAUUAUUGGAAUGCUACACAAAACUAAGAGAGAGAGGUGGUGUCAUUAAUCUGAAUCUUUCUGAAACAUGGUUACGAAACUAUCAGGUCUUGCCAGAUCGAAGUCAUCCGAGGUUGAUGAUGAGUGGUGGUGGUGGUUAUCUACUGACAGGCAUCACUGUUCUAAAUGAGAGCAUAAAAACAGGUCAUGAUUCGGAACAGAAGGCUGACGAGCCAACGUCUAAAAAGCGUAAACUUCAAGAACACCGCUGACACACGAAGAAGCUUGUUUAUCUUAGGACACAAAUGAUCCUUGUGUUCUGUUGCUAACUGUAUUGAAGAGCACAGAGGCGGGGACUUUGUCUUUCCGUUGCCGCCAGCAACAGACUGUACUGCAGAGAAAGGUGAUCCGUGUAAAUGAGACUGAAAAGAGAGCCUGCGGUGGGAAUCCUCUGCUGUCAUAACCAACCCACACUUCAGUAGUGCCAUAGCUUCAAAAAUGUAUUCUAAACUUCUUCUACGAAAGCGUUCAGGGUAGAACUUCAAGAACCACUCUUCCUGGGGUCGUUACAGAAAUGGGAUGAAUCUCUAGUCCUAUUCUGUUCCAGGGUUUUGCCUUUGAAUUCAAAUCACAUGUUGAAAAUAAUUCGAAUCUAAUCUCACUGCAGCUUCGCUGGGUUAAAAAUGUUGUCCUUCCUGCCUCUGAUUCCAAUAGUGAAACAGAGGUUUCAAACUCAUGCUAUUUUAUGACUGGUGGGAAAAACAAGACUGCUGAUGCUAGAAUAUUGUAUAUUUACUGAACAGAAGAACAAAGGAACAUCAGAUGUAUGUUUGUAAAUUUUAAAAUACCAAUAGUUCACUUACUAACAUUUUUUUAAAAUGAAAGCUGAUUUCCAUCUUUCCUUUUUUUAAAACAUGGCAACUUUAUAUUGCUGUGUAGAGUUUAUGAUUUGUAAAUCUGCGUUUCAAUAAAUUAUAAGAUUUUUUUUUGUA
Elgaria multicarinata webbii is the source of this 2176-nucleotide messenger RNA. RefSeq names its product tRNA methyltransferase 6 non-catalytic subunit (gene TRMT6). Gene Ontology annotation, cellular component: nucleus; tRNA (m1A) methyltransferase complex. The coding region runs from base 17 to 1456 and encodes 479 amino acids. The record is from RefSeq and is a predicted model, not a curated record. Gene Ontology annotation, biological process: tRNA methylation. The transcript is spliced from 11 exons. NCBI's taxonomy places the organism in Eukaryota, Metazoa, Chordata, Lepidosauria, Squamata, Anguidae.